AUGCCUGCAGACUACCAGUCCACCGUUAGGGCGCUAUCUCUGUCACCUUCAUCUCCGGAUCCUAUACCUUCUUCUCCCAGCAGCGAUGUUCAUCCCCCUUGGAGCCGCGCAGGGAGGCGCAAUUCGGGCUGGUCCGAUGGUCAGGCUAGCACUUGGGGCCAAAUUGUCCAUCGCGGAACAGAGCUGUAUCAUCGUAUGAACACGAUAUGGGAAGAAAUGACUUUGCCGAAGAAGAUUGCCACCGUUAUCGCAUCCUUGUUCAUCGGCGCAUCUGGUGUCGCCUUCUUGGUGUUAUCAGGGAAACUGUUCGUCUGGCUUGGCUCGGUCGCGGAAGAGUGGGAGAAAUCUUGGCUCGCGGCCUUCAUUCUAUGGCUAUGUGUCUUUUUUGUCUCAUUUCCGCCGCUCGUGGGUUGGUCUACUUUUGGGACAGCGGCUGGUUUAAUCUUUGGUGUAUGGAAAGGAUGGCUGAUCUACGCUUCCGCAACGAUUCUCGGAUCAACUGUCUCAUUCUAUGUUUCGCGAACGAUCCUCUCUGGAUUUGUCAAUCGCCUUAUGGAACGCGACAAGAGAUUUGCCGCGCUGUCCCUGACACUGAAGUAUGAUGGACUCAAACUCCUUUGCAUGAUUCGUUUAUGUCCACUGCCAUAUUCAAUCUGCAAUGGAGCUGUGUCCACCUUUCCUACAGUGCAGCCAUUGAUGUACGGACUUGCGACGGCAAUCAUCUCCCCCAAGUUGUUGGUUCCGACGUUCAUCGGAAGUCGCAUUCGUUUACUCUCUGAGAAGGGUGAGCAGAUGAGCGUGGGAUCGAAGGCCGUAAAUAUCUGCAGUAUUAUCGUUACAGUCAGUAUUGGAAUAUUUACCGGCUGGACUUUGGCUCGCGCAAAGGAGCUCGAAGCCAAGGAGCGUGAAGAGAUUCGAGGAUCUCUUGAGGCUGAUCAUGCAGCCCAUCGCCCUCACCACGCUUUCUCUGAGGACCCCGCUGUGAACAAAGCGGCCACUAUCCUUGCACGCGAUGAGGAGGAACGCAUUGGAUUCACCGAUGAUGACAAUGUUGAUUUGGUCUUGGGUGACGACAGUGACAGUGAUCAACCGGGUUGGAAGAACUCGAACAGGCGGUCAUACCACGACGAGUUCACUGAUAAUGACUCGGAUGGAUUUGCGGAAGGAGAUGGCGAGACUUAUGGUCUGCACGCUCAUGUCCGACCUAGCUGA
Penicillium arizonense is the source of this 1212-nucleotide messenger RNA. RefSeq names its product TVP38/TMEM64 family protein. Gene Ontology annotation, cellular component: Golgi membrane. The record is from RefSeq and is a predicted model, not a curated record. The transcript has 3 exons. Gene Ontology annotation, biological process: vesicle-mediated transport; mitotic spindle elongation. Bases 1 to 1212 code for a protein of 403 amino acids. NCBI's taxonomy places the organism in Eukaryota, Fungi, Ascomycota, Eurotiomycetes, Eurotiales, Aspergillaceae.